Macadamia integrifolia is the source of this 3249-nucleotide messenger RNA. RefSeq lists its product as uncharacterized. The coding region runs from base 282 to 3164 and encodes 960 amino acids. The transcript is spliced from 2 exons. Gene Ontology annotation, biological process: protein autophosphorylation; signal transduction. Gene Ontology annotation, molecular function: transmembrane receptor protein tyrosine kinase activity; ADP binding; ATP binding. Gene Ontology annotation, cellular component: plasma membrane; plasmodesma. Lineage: Eukaryota; Viridiplantae; Streptophyta; Magnoliopsida; Proteales; Proteaceae. The record is from RefSeq and is a predicted model, not a curated record.
CGACCUCGAAGGCAGGCCUCCUUUCCUGGUGCGGCAACGCGCUUCAAAGAUUUAUUAUUUCCUGCGAGGCACGCGAAAGCUGUCUAAAACCCUCUCUAGCUAUCAAUUCUACUCGUUUUGCUUUAAAUUAUGAUUUCUUCCUGAGAAGUUGGUUGAGUCAACACAAAACUUCCUCGAAACUUGCUAUUAAAUUAAACCCAAUUUGUUGAAUCAACAUAGAGUUUUCUCAAGAGAGCACUUUGAGUUUGAGAAUCUUAUCUUCUCUGCAACUACUGCAAGUGAUGGCGACCGUAGAUUGGGAUUUCUCCACCUCCACCUACACAACUGGAUUUUCUAGUUAUGAUGUGUUCCUCAACUUCAGAGGUGAAGAUACUCGUAAUCAUUUCACUGCUUUUCUUAACUUGGUUAUGAAAGAUAGAGGAAUCGAUGUGUUUUUUGAUAGUGAAAAAUUGUGGAUUGGAGAAGCCAUUGGAUCAACCUUACUUGGAGCAAUUGAUGGCUCUAAAAUCUCGAUCCCUGUCUUCUCUCAAGGAUAUGCCAACAGCAAAUGGUGCCUAUUGGAACUUGCUCAGAUUUUUCACUGCUACAUCUCCAACAAUCAACUGGUUUUGCCCAUAUUCUAUGAUGUUGAGCCAUCGCAUGUUCGGAAUCAAACCGGAAGUUUUGAAGAAGCAUUUCGAGAGCAUGAGAAGAAUUAUGAGCCCCAAAUUGUAGAGAGUUGGAGGAAAGCUUUGAAAGAGAUAGGGAGUUUGAAGGGAGAAUUUAUUGACAAAAAUAAGGAUCAAGCAAAGAUUGUUGAAGCAGUUGUCAAAAGGGUUCUGGUUGAACUGGUUAGUGGCACACACUUGGAUGAAUGUAAAUUCGCUGUUGGUAUGGAUUCCCGCAUAAAAGAUGUAUUAUCUUUAUUAAGUAUUGAUUCCAAUGACGUUCAAUUCAUAGGAAUUUGUGGUCCUUGUGGCAUUGGAAAGACAACCAUUGUUGAGGCUGUUUAUAAUCACAUCCUUCCAAACUUCAAUAGGCAUAGUUUUAUUUCAGAUGUUAGCAAACAGGCAAUGCAAUGCAUGGGUCUUGCAUCUUUGCAAAAGAGACUUCUUAAAGAUGUCUUCAAAGCAGACUUCGACAUAAAUCAUUAUCAGAGAGGGAAAAAAUUGAUUAAACGGAUGCUUUGCAAAGAAAAAGUUCUUCUUGUUCUUGAUGAUGUGGAGAGUAAAGAGGAGAUAGAUGGAUUGGCCAGUGAGCUUAAUUGGUUUGGUCAAGGAAGCAGGGUCAUAAUAACAACAAGAGAUGAACACAUCUUGAAUGUAGCUAAAAUUGAGAAAGAUAAAAUCUAUUGGCCUCGAGAGCUGGACAAUAAGGAAUCUCAUCAACUAUUUAGUUUGCAUGCUUUUUCAAUGGAUGAACCUUCUGAAGAUUACCUACAACUUUCACAUAAUGUGGUACGUUAUUCAAGAGGGUUACCUUCAACUCUGGAGGUGUUGGGAUCUUACCUAUCGGACAUAAGGAGCAAAGCAGAGUGGAGAAGUACAUUGCGAAAACUAAAAUCAGGUAAAACUUCAAUCUCCAGUCUUGCAUCUUUCCGUGGAAGUAGAAAGAACACUUGCCGUAGGAAAGACAAUCCCCUUUGUUGGCGCCCAUUACUUCAUAAUGGAAACCACAACACUCUUUCUAGAGUAUCUAAAGUCCUCGGAGGAUGUCUGGAUGGCUCCAUAGCUACUGAUAGAGUUGAUAAUAAGUGGUUCAGAACAGCAAGGGUUCAAAGUGCAAUAUCUAAUUUCAUUGGAAAAAUUUUCAAUCCAAAUGACUCCACAUCUUCCGAUAGAGUUGGUAACCAGAUCAGAAUAGCAGAGAUCAGAGCUGCAACAAAGAAUUUUGAUAAAUCAAUGAUGAUCGGACAAGGUGGCUUUGGCGAAGUUUACAAAGGUGUACUUGUUGAUGGUACUCUGGCAGCAUUCAAGCGUUUGAGUCGGCAAUCAAGACAAGUUCUAGUAGAAUUUGAGAGAGAGAUUGAGCUGCUAUCAAAGCUCAGUGAUAGACAUGUGGUUUCCAUGAUUGGGUUCUGUAAGGAAAAGAAUGAGAUGAUUUUGGUGUAUGAAUACAUGGCAAAUGGGGAUCUCAGGAAGCAUCUCUAUGGGAGUGAUCUCCCAACACUGACAUGGAAGCAGAGGCUAGAGAUUUGUAUAGGUGCUGCACGUGGGCUCCACUACCUCCACACAUCGGGAGAUGGGAGUAUAAUCCAUAGGGAUGUUAAGCCAUCCAACAUACUAUUGGAUGAGAACUUGGUAGCAAAGAUAGCUGAUUUUGGAACAUUAAGAGCAGCUCUUAAAUUUGAUUAUAUCGAUGCUUCUACUACUCGUAUAAUGGGAACCCUAGGAUACAUGGCUCCAGAAUACGCAAUGCACGGAUAUUUGACUCAAUAUACCGAUGUUUACGCUUUUGGUGUAAUGUUAUUUGAGGUUCUUUGUGCUCGAGAACUUAUGGAUACUCGCAAGCCAGAAGAUCAGAUCUACCUAACAGAAUGGGCGCUCAAGUGGCAAAGACGGAGAUCACUUGAAACCAUUGUGGACCCACGGCUUGAAGGAAAUUACUCUCCAGAAUCGUUGAAGAAAUUUGGGGACAUCGCAGAGAAAUGUCUUCAGGGUACUAACUUGACCAUUACCAACUCUGACCAAGAUCCCAAUUCCCAGUUUUUAUCCUAUUGGAAGAACCGACCCACAAUGGGGGAAGUGUUGCGGGAUUUGGAGUACGUCUUGCAACUGCAUGAAGCUUGGUUACGAGACGAUGCUAGGGAAAAAAAUUCUAACUGCUCCUCAUUGAUUGGUACAGAUGGGUCUAAGGAUUCAAGAAAUGGAAUUGGAAUUGGAAUUGGAAUUGGACUCGGAUCUACGUUAGUUAGAUACGAUGACUCUACUGGGGAUGAAUAUUCUACCUGUUCCUCAUCUUCAACAAUCAAAAUCGAAUUGGUCCUGGUUAAAUCUGAUGAUUCUACUGGGGUAGAAUAUUCCACCUACUCCUCAUUGGUUGGUACAGUUGGGUGUGAUGAGUUCUCUGAUGUGGUUAACCCUCGAGGUGAGUUAGGAAGACGGACACUUUUCAAUCAAUGGAUUUUUCAGAUGCUUACAUUCUUACAAGAAUUUUUCCACUGGAUUGCUGAGUAUGUACUGUGAAAGAACCUUUUUUUUUUUAUAUAUAUAUAUAUAUAUAUUUGUAGUCAUUAUGUAUGUGUUCUCUCUGUUCAAUACGGAAUCUAUA